AUGCUGGGAAAGCUUGCGAGAUCCCUGUGUCCUGAGAAGGACAGGAGGAUCCCUCGCCCUAUUUUUAACUUUGAGGGUGCUGGUGGGGUUGCAGACGUGGAGCCUGCCCGUCGGACCAUUCCUUGGGUAAACCUUCGGAGGGUUUUACGUGUAGGCUUCUGGAAUGUCCUAAGCCUCUCAGAGAAUCAACGACUGCCUCAGCUAUUGGAUGAGCUCAGUAGGCUGAGGGUGGAUAUGGUGGGACUCUCUGAGACAAGGAGGACUGGCAGUGAUGAGACCAGUAGCAAGGGUUUUACUUACUAUUGGUCUGGCAUGAGCAAUUGUCAUUAUGUCAAGGGGGUAGCCAUAGGCGUCUCCAGCAGACUGCAGCCGUCCGUUGUAGAGGUUACUCUGGAUAUUGAGCAUAUAAUGAGACUAAGGCUGAAGCACAGUCUACACUUCAUGUCUGUUGUUGCAGUAUACACUCCUACCGAGGUGAGUGAAACUGAAGAAAAGGAGAUGUUCUAUGCCAAACUCGACUCUGUACUGUGUCCCUGUCAUGAUGCACUUAUUAUUUUGGGCGACUUUAAUGCUGUCACUGGCACUGAGAGAGCCAGCUUCGAGUUAUAUAUUGGUCCUAAUGGCUCUGGUACCAGGAACGACAACAGCUCUUUCCUUCUGAAUCUUGCAAGAUCCAGAGGGUUGAGAAUUGCUGGUUCCUGGUAUCAGAGUCCAGCGCUGCACCACUGGACUUGGUGUAGCAAUGCCGGAGGGGUAGUGAAGGAGAUCGACCAUAUCCUUGUUAGUACUCGUUGGAGGAUCCUUCAGAACUACAGGGUUUUUCGGAGUGCUGACUUCUUUGCAACUGAUCACAAGCUUGUUGUUGCUACACUCAAGCUGCAUGUCAAAUCCAGAAAGCCUCUAAGAAGAGAAUGCAGUGACAGUCUCCAAUCAGUUUGGAGGCUUGACACCAUCGAGAACCCGGUAGAACUAUGGGAAACCUUCAAGCGUGAGACUUUUGAGGCUGCCAAGGAAUGCGUUGGGGAGCGCUCAAGAUCACAUAGGGGCUUAGCCUCAGUAGAGACGCUGGACAGUAUUGAGGAGAGUCGCGCUGCUAGACUAGCUGACAACCGCAACCAGUACAGGGUUCUGUCUCUUGGGACUAGAGCUCUCCUGAGGAGAGACAAGGAGAGACUAGAGGCACUGCACGAGGAGGCAAAGUCCCUGGGACUCCAGGUUUCCUGGCCCAAGACCAAGGUUCAGAUGUUUAGAGGCUUACUGCAUGAAACAGUACAGUCUGUCCGUGCAUGUGGCGAGGACAUUGAGAUCUUGGAAAAUUUCACAUACCUUGGUUGUGUAAUGCGUAACGACGGUGGGUCGAGCCACGAAGUUUUGACUGCCUCUCGAGUCUUUAACUUGACUGUCAGCGUCCUGCGGCUCCGGCUCUGGUCUUCCUAUGACCAGCCUGAUUACUUCAUGGAACUGUCCUAA
This is a messenger RNA of Portunus trituberculatus (swimming crab), 1470 nucleotides long. RefSeq lists its product as uncharacterized. NCBI's taxonomy places the organism in Eukaryota, Metazoa, Arthropoda, Malacostraca, Decapoda, Portunidae. The coding region runs from base 1 to 1470 and encodes 489 amino acids. Gene Ontology annotation, molecular function: catalytic activity. The transcript is spliced from 4 exons. The record is from RefSeq and is a predicted model, not a curated record.